Lampris incognitus (smalleye Pacific opah) is the source of this 2229-nucleotide messenger RNA. It is a transcript of the gene xkr5b, whose product is annotated as XK related 5b. The transcript has 13 exons. NCBI's taxonomy places the organism in Eukaryota, Metazoa, Chordata, Actinopteri, Lampriformes, Lampridae. The coding region runs from base 1 to 2229 and encodes 742 amino acids. The record is from RefSeq and is a predicted model, not a curated record. Gene Ontology annotation, cellular component: plasma membrane. Gene Ontology annotation, biological process: apoptotic process involved in development; engulfment of apoptotic cell; phosphatidylserine exposure on apoptotic cell surface.
AUGAGAGACUACACGGCGACUCCAAGCCGCGGAGGCUCCUGCGUGUCGUGCUGCCAAGUUUGCAUCUUUGCCUUCACCGCAUUGCUGAUCGUUGCGGAGCGGACGGCCCUGGUUUACUGUUUUGUUUACUAUUUGUGGAUGGGCCACAACUACUGCUAUGCCCACUUGGCUGGUUUCACUGCACUGUUCCUGCUGCCAGGCUGGGGUCCUCAGUGGCUCAGCUAUCUGUGGUACCUGUCAGAUGGACGGAUCCGCAUGAAGUCACUCACCUGGACACAUAUACUGCACCUGGGUAUAUUCAAAAGAUUAUGGGAGUGUAUGCGUCUGCCAGAUGAGGAUGUUUAUGGUGAAAUCAUGCAGCAGGCUGAUGUGUCAGCCUUGCAUCUGCUUGAGGCCCUGGUGGUCACCCUGCCUGAAACACUCCUGCAGACAUACGUACUCAUCUGCACUGACAUAGGACUCAAGUCUCCAGCCUCAGUGUGUUUCGUGGUGUGUGUCCUAUCCCUGGCCUGGGCCCUGGUUCUCUAUGCCAGAGCUUGUUCUCUCAUCAGACCAGGCCACCUGCCCAUGACCCCUGCCGCCAUACUCUGUAGACUCCUCUGGAGGGUCGGUAUGUUGGGAUCACGUUUUGCUGUUCUCAUGCUUUUCACGCGAAUCUUCAAACAGUGGGUCCUGGGAGUCAUUGGCGUUCACUGGUUGGGCGCUACAUUUUGGAUGGUGUCCCAGCAGACGGAUAUCAUACGGUCUACAAAUCGAUGGAGACUCUUCAACCUUGUACUGGGAGCCAUUCACAUCUUCCUCUUCCUCAAUGUAAAGGAUGGGCAAUCUAGAUACCGCAUGGCUGGGUUCUACCUGGCCAUGUUUUUAGAGAAUGCAUUUCUUCUUUUGGCCUCCUCCUGGUUGUUUACCAUGGCAUCGUGGGAUACCGUGGGGAUUCCAGCCGCUGUGUUUUGCAGUUUCCUCAUAGGAGUCAUAGCACUGGUGCUAUACUACCGUUUCCUUCACCCUAAGUCCUUUGAGAUCUUCCAGAGUAUUCGUCACCGGGGGAUAGGAGGAGCUUGCACAGAGCAAGGAUCCACACUCACGUUGGAGGAGAAAGCCACACCCACCUUCCAUCGCAAUAUAACACUGUCUGGAGGGGGCACCCUUACAGACCUCCCUCACCAAUGGGAAGGCUGGAGGCACCAUCACUGGCUAUUGAUUCGCUUAGCGCUGAAGACGGGGGAUGUCACUAAAAUCUGCUCAGCUUAUGGUGAGGGCGGGUUGGCCGGACUGAUGGGUCUGGAUGAAGUGGUCAAUUCACCGGAUAUUCCUCAUGUCCCACAGGUCCCACAAAUUCAGCCACAGCUUCCUCAGGAUUCACAACCUGCUCCUCAGCCAGCACCACCACAGGUGACCCAGGCUCCACUUGUGAGAAAGGAGGCCCAGCCCAAAAAACCAGCACCCAGCACUGUAGUGGCCAGACCAGUGAGGCAGGCCCCCCCCACUAAUAUCUAUAAAAUGAACCCAUCUCCAGAGGUCAUUCCAGUCCAUGAGGUCAUACCCGAAGAGACUGGAGAAGAAGAAUCCAGUCCUCCAGCCUCAGAGGACAGAGGUGAUGAAGACUUCCAGAGUGCUGCUUACGGCUCGCCAACACCCUCAUCUCCUCAGUACCCUGGAAGCUUACGCCACAUCGACAGCAACGCCGGGACCCUGACGGAGGGCUCAUCCUCUGCAGGUUCCCUGGACAUCAAGACACCAGGCUGGUCACCUGAACGACGCUCUCCUCUCCUGAUCAGUUCCCCAGAGAGAAAUUCAGCCAACCCCGGAGAAUCCACCACCACGCUGUACUUCAGCGCUGAGGCACAGUCUCCUUCAACUGGAAGCUAUCUGGGCUGGGGCUCUGAGUUGUCGCCCAUUUCCAGCUACCGAAGUCCCUACCGGAUCAGGGAAGCUCGCUUUGUCACAUCCACCCCACGACUAGAGCCCAGAGUUGGGGGAGAGAGUCCUGGCCUGACCCCUGUUGUUGUCACCCCUGCUACCCCUGGUACUACACCAGGUGCUACACCUGGUAUUACACCAGGUGCUACACCUGCUACUACACCAGGCACAACCCCAGGUGGUACUCCUGGUGGUGCGACUCCAAUGGCUACUACUCCUGGUACCCCAAUCACCCCUCUCACUCCAGUCAUCUCCCAUGUUCGCAAACAGAUGGUCCAGUUUGUGGACUACAGAGAGAGAGCAGUGUAA